AAAAUAACAUCAUUCGUUUUCUUCGCUUGACGAAAUUUUUGUCGCAAUUCUUCCCAUCCUGAAAUUUUUAAUUAAUUAUAUUAAGUAACUAUUAAUUAUUUAGUCGGUUUAGUAAAUUGUGUCGGGUUGUAGCAGUCAACUAGCGCAAGAUGUCUGAGCGAAAAGUCUUGAACAAAUAUUAUCCGCCGGAUUUUGAUCCCUCCAAAAUCCCAAGGGCUCGUCAAGGGAAGAAUCGUCAGUUCACUGUUCGUCUGAUGGCCCCCUGCAACAUGAGGUGCGACACUUGCGGGGAGUACAUUUACAAAGGGAAAAAAUUCAAUGCCAGGAAGGAAGAUGUGGAAAAUCAAGAUUAUCUCGGAAUCAGAAUAUACAGGUUCUACAUUAAGUGCACUAGGUGUCUCCAGGAAAUUUCGUUCAAGACGGAUCCUGUGAGCACGGAUUACAUAAUCGAGGCUGGCGCAAGCAGGAAUUUUAUGGCGUUGAAACUUGCGGAAGAGCAGGCCGAACGGGAGGAGGCAGCGGAGAAGGAAGAGGAAGCUACGAAUCCCAUGAAACUAUUGGAGAAGAGGACAGAGGCAUCCAAAAAUGAAAUGGCAUCAUUAGAAGCUUUAGAAGAGCUGAGAGAAUUAAAUCAACGGAAAGUUAACCUGGAUUACGACACCAUGCUGAAUAAGUACGACGUAAUUCGAGACGUAGAGUCGAGGAAGGACGAAGAGGAGGAUGAUCGACUUAUCGAAGAACUCUUUGGUAAAAACGGACAAGUUAUUAGACGCAUUAAAGAUGACAGCGAUGAUGAUGAUGAGAAGCCACCGAAUAAAAAGUUUAUGUCUUCAGCAAUUGUUCAAAAACCUACCGAUUUUCUCACAAAUGCAGAUGACAAACUUCAAAACCAAGAAAUAAUUGCGGAACAACAUAUUAGCGAAAAGAGUGUUGGAAUGAUUUCUGUCAACAAGAAAAAAUUAGUUCUCGUUAAACCAAAAACUGGCUCUACUUUAACAACAAGUAGCAAUCAGCUAGGGUCGUCGGCUCUAAAUUCUUCAGCUAUCCGGCCACCUGAUCAACUUCCGGCUAAGAAUUCGGGAUCUCUAUCGCUUUUGGGAGCAUAUAGCUCUUCAGAAAAUUCAGAUUCAGACUAGUGACAAUUUUGAAAUUAAUUAUUAUGUUUUUAUCUAAUAAAGAGGUUUUAUUUUAUAGAAUAAAUAAAUAAACGAUAUGCUUAGUUUUAUGAUUGA
Folsomia candida is the source of this 1232-nucleotide messenger RNA. RefSeq names its product splicing factor YJU2. The record is from RefSeq and is a predicted model, not a curated record. NCBI's taxonomy places the organism in Eukaryota, Metazoa, Arthropoda, Collembola, Entomobryomorpha, Isotomidae. Gene Ontology annotation, cellular component: U2-type catalytic step 1 spliceosome. Gene Ontology annotation, biological process: mRNA splicing, via spliceosome. The coding region runs from base 150 to 1136 and encodes 328 amino acids. The transcript has 3 exons.